ACGCAAUUUAGAGACGAUCCAGUCUCUAGGUUGCUGACAAGGUAGUAUCGGGACGUAUUAGCGGGUUCGCGAAUGCAGCUUAGACUCCGGGAGCGCAUUCGCGACUAGCGGGGAUCCCCCGAUGUCUCGAUUGAGAUGUCUCGACUGCACUGGCGGAAGCGCAGGGGAUCGCGGGAUCCCCGCUCCAGUCGAUACAUCUCAAUCGUGAGAUCUCAAUUGUGCGCGAUCUGUCGAGGUUCGUCCAGCUCUUGUGGUAAUGAGAUUCCAACUGGGAGAUACUAUUGCGAGAUCUAUCGCGCUCAUCCAGCUGUCAACCGUAUUUCUUAGAUUCGGCUGUGGUCUUUUGAGUCGACUCAAAUGCCUCCGUCUGCAUUUUCGUAGUGAAAGCGAUUUGCGGCUGCGGAUAGCAGCGCGAUGCCCUUCUGGUUUUUUACCGAAGAAUUCGCCGUUGUUUCACGCCAGAGGCUGCUGCUUAUAACGAAGCAGAGUCACGGGGUCUCGUGAGUUCUCGUUACGAUCACAAUGACCCUGGGCCGGGAGGGUGGCGUGGCAAGGGCCCUGCGAAUAAUCGUAUCUCGCAUGCCGGCCUUCGUUUUAAUACUUUUCGUUACCGUGACGUCUAUACGAUGCGAAGAACCGCGUAUAAGCACCUCCCUUUCGCAGUCACAGUCCGGCAUAGUAACGAGGGAACCCAGCUCAGAGGCAUCAGGAUCCACGCCUGGUACGCCAGAAUCCACGUCAGGAACAUCGGGAUCCACGUCAGGAACAUCGGGAUCUGGUAAAGGAAGAGCUGCAGCCGCCGUUCUUAAAGCCGCAGCUGCAGCAGCAGCAGCAGCAGGUAGGGAAAGGCAGAGGGGGGGAGCAGCAGGUCUCAAUCCGAGCACCAGCAGCAGCAGAGGCAGCAGCAGCAGCAGCAGCAGCGGUAGUAGGAUGGACGGACCAGAUGGCACGGAAUACAGCGAGACAAGAGGGGGGGACUUAGCGGCCGUUGAUAACGAUGACCUUAGCGGUAAAGACGGUGCUUCCGCCUCCUCUCCCUCCUCUCCCUCCUCUCCCUCCUCUCCCUCCUCUCCUCCUCUCCUCUCUCUCCUCUCCCAACACCAGCAGCACCUGCAGCAGUGGCAGCAGCACUUAGACCGGGCCGUUUUCACCCCGCUCACUGACCCCACCCACCCGCUUGCGCUGCUAAGUAAAACGCUUAAGGAUUCCCCUAAGAUCCCGCUGCUGGUAGCUGUGGAUGGGCCGGUUCCGGAAGCCCUGGGGGGAGGCGCUGAGGAGGAAGAACGGAAAAGGAUGUUCAGUCGACUAAAGGGGGCGGGAAUGAGUGAGAGGGAAGUGGUACCGUUGCAGGAGCCGGAGCACCAGAACCACCAUAACCAGCAGCAGCAGCAGCAGCAACGGCUGCAGCAGCAGCAGCAGCAGCAGCAGCGCCGGCGGGUAUUGGUGGAGGAGGGGCUGUGGAGAGAGAGGGUGAAGGAGAGAGCUGUGCUAUGCCUGGCGAGGUUGCAGCAGCACGAAGCACUGCAGGAGAGACUUGCUCAAGCGCAUCAGCAGUACCUCCAAUCCCACCUCCCCCACAUAUCCCUUCCCCGCUCCCCCCCCUCCUCCUCCGCCUCUGCCGCCUCUACCUCUCCUAUUUCCUCCACUCCCGCCCAAGAGUCCCUUUCCGCACACCCCUUGAAAGCUUUGAUAUCCUCGUUACAAGACGACCUGAAGGUCUUACAGCAGCAGCUAGAGGAACAGUGCGGGAUAAAUAGAAGAGAUUUAAGGCUAAGGAUGGAGGAGAGGGCCAAGCUAGUGAGGGAGUAUGUAUCUAAAAAGGCAGGGGGGGGGGGGGAAGGAGUGGGAAGGGGGAAAGGAGGCGGGGGAGGAGGAGAAGGAGGUGGAGGGGAAGGAGGAGUGGGGAAGGAAGGGAGGCAAGAGGAGGAAAGGACAGAGGGAACGAAGGAGGGCUCAAAAGAGGGUUACAAGGAGCGGGCAGCUGAAGGAAACCCGUGGUGGUGCAGAGGGGUGGAGAGAGGCAGGGCAGCUCGCACCUGCAUGGGACUGAAAGCCCCUUCUCCCCUCGCAUGGCUCUCCCCCCACCUCUUCCCCUCCUCCCCCCCUGCUGUAUCCUUCCUUCUGCAGUAUUUCCGCCAGCCAGAUAUGAUAGCCAACCUCCUCUCCCGCCCCUAUAACUGUACCUGGGAUCAGGUCAGCAGGGGGGAGGCGAGGGGGAGGAGACGGGGGGAGGCUGGGGGAUUAAGGGGGGGGGGCGGGACGAUGAGGGUGGUUGAGAUGCUAGUGCAUGCAGAUAGUCCUGAUGAGUGGAAGGAGUGGAGGGAGCACUGGUGUGGGAGGAAGGCGCUAACUAACCCCGAUGACCCUGCUGCUCCUGCCGGUGCUGCUGGUGCUCUUCCUGCUGCCAGCACAAAAGGAAACAGCAGCAGCAGCAGCAGCAGCAGCAGCAAGUGUCCUGGCAACCCAUACUUCCAUCUCCAAGUAACCUUCGACCAUAACGCCCAUGAGAUUCGGGGCUUCAACACACACGCCAAGACAGCCCGCGGUAACGUGGUAACCCUGUUACAGGACGAUGACCUGCUCCCCUGGGACUGUAGCUGGCUAUGGGGCAUAAUACAUGAGAUGGAAACAAGACCACUAGUUGCUGCUGUGGGCUACAGGACAGGGAAAGUCGACGUGGAUGGGAGUAAUUGGGGUUCGGCCCUAACCUGGUACAGGUUCGGUGGGUGGCUAUGGUCCCACCCGUCCUACGACCCCCGAACCAACUUACGGGGUUUUUUCGCGGGGGUGGUGGAUUUUGCACCGUUUUUCAUGCGACGAGACGUGUUUCUCGCCCUUGGAGGUCUGGACGAGGGGCUAUCGGCGCGGGGAGAAUGCGGAAUUAUCACCGACUGGCAUUUCACUUAUCGCAUCUGGUUUGCUGGUUUCCAGGUUAUGCACGCAGCGUGGAAUCCCCCGGAGGCUGGGAUUGCAAGGGGGGUGGAAGGGGGAACGCAUGCGGGUGUGAGACUGAGCCUACGGCACAUGCACUUUUUGAUCAAUGAGCAGCAGAUGAGAAGGCAUCAGAUUGAAAGGCUGAAUGGGUGGCAACAGAGGGAGGUGAAGAGGGCGAAUGUGAUGCUCCGGACGCUGGACGUGUGGGCGUGAGUGUGGAGGGAGGAUGGAGGAGGGAUGAGGGAGGAGGGAUGAGGGAGGAGGGACGAGGGAGGAGGAAUGAGGGAGGGAAGAGAGAGGUUACAGCAAUGCAUGUACGAUAGCAUGAUAUUCUUUUGUUGAGCCAUUCGAAUUUGUUUCUGCCACAUGUAUGGAUGGGAGUGCAUGUUUCAUGUUCCUUGUGGGGUUCCUUGAAUUACUGGACAUCAUUAACAUCGUACACCAAUCUAGUAGUGGACGUUGCUGCCCUAUGUGUAGACCAACGUUUUGUAAUGUAUUCA
Messenger RNA from Closterium sp. NIES-67, 3434 nucleotides. NCBI's taxonomy places the organism in Eukaryota, Viridiplantae, Streptophyta, Zygnematophyceae, Desmidiales, Closteriaceae. The record is from the annotation of a GenBank genome assembly.